AUGUCAUCCAUCAACAAUCUCAGCAAGAGGAGCAGUGUUCAGUCUCGUAUCAGCUUUCACGCUUCUCCCACAACCGAGCGAACUGUUGAAGAUGUCUACAGGAUCGAAAACCUUGUUACUAAAGGUGGUGGAAGCGAGAUAGCAUAUGUAUUCGUGGGAAACGGUCAUUUUACAGCUGUACCUAUUGCACCCCAGUCAUCUACAGACGACACUGACGACAUCAACUCUUGGUCACUGGCCGGAAUCACCCCCCAACCUCCCCAUCAAUUCACGACCACGCAGGACAGUGCAUCCAACGGGGAAUUUAGCCCGUACGAUAUUGCCUAUGCCAGAGAAUUUUUCAUUCAAGGGAUAAAGCCAUCUGAGCCAGAGCCUGCGGAGGACUCAGCGUUAGUUCUAAUCGGAGGACAAUUCGCGGACACCCCACUACCAAUUUAUAACACGUUGAAAGCCCAAGACAUCGGUCCUGUCGAGACCGAAAAUCCAGCACUCCAGGGUUAUAUGAGUCAACCUUGGGAACAGGAGCCGUUCAGUAAACUGAAGUUGAUACAUAAGAAUCUGAACAUCAGCUUUAAACCGGUAUACCAACCUCCCAAGAGCCCAUCAGUCGGAAAGUCCGAGCUCAUUCCUUCUUUGACGGCGGACUUGAGCUCCAGAGACGCCGACUCUUUGGGCGAUGCACUUUCUUGUCAAGAACACGAAACAUUACCGAAUAAGCCUGUUCCAUUUCCUUUACACUCGCCAUCUCUGGCAAUGGAGGCCCUUGGGGGUGUACGGGGGGAUGUAGCAGACUCCAUUCAAUUCGAUAACCACUGGUUGGCAGAAUCUGAAAAGCCAUUAGGUCCAGAUGAGCAUGAGACUGAGCCGGAAAUCGAGGAGGACAUGAGUUGUGACAGCAGCGAUUACUACUGGAUUUCAGAUCAUUCCGAACCCACGCCCAAAUGCGAAGAGCAACAUCCACUGCUACAGUUGCAUGGCUGCUUUUUACUCACAUGUCUGCUCUCAGCAUUUGAUGAUCAUUACCGGACACAUUCACCCAAAUCUGGUCUGAGCCACAGCGACACUGCAAGCUCAGCGAGAAAGUCGUCUGCCCAGCAGGAAUUCGGGGGACCAGGGCAAAAAAGAGCCAGGAACUCUGAUCAAGACUCCUUAGUCAGAUCACCGGGCGAGGCUGUUCAGAAAAAGGCCUGCCUCACGAAAGCAGAACAAAGACGGCGACUGUGGUUCGCAUGUCCUUUUUCCAAGAAGGAUCCUCAUCGGCAUAGAUCCUGCUACAGAAAUCGGCUCUCGAAGAUCUCUUACGUCAAACAGCACCUUUCGAGGCAUCAUUCUUACCCCAUCUACUGCUUGAACUGCAUGGCAACCUUUGACAGUGAAGAGGUACGCGACUUGCACUUCGGAGCUCGUUCAUGUGAGGGGCGGCCGAUGAUUCAGUGGGAAGCCGUGACUGAGGCUCAGAAGAGACAAUUGCAGGUAAGGGUACCACCGGGAAUGUCGGAAACAGAUCAAUGGUACAUAGUCUUCGACAUCCUUUUUCCAGGCGUACCCCGCCCACACAGUCCCUUUGUGGACAGCGAACUCUCUGAAGAGCUUUCCUGUUUUCAAGAUUUUGCCACCGCCCAGGGACCUGCAAUCAUUACUGGUCUGCUAGCUGAAAAUGGGCUUGUCUCCAAUAUGGCGGAUAUGACAGCUUUCAACGAUACCAUAGUGGCCAACGGCUUACAAGCCAUCUUUGAGCGAUAUCUUGAAGCGAGAGGGUCGCAAAGGCCACUAGCAAAUGGCACGACUUCGACUGAGCUCCGUGAGAGUUCCGCAAUCAGACGUGAUGGCCGACCAUCAUCAACAACUCCGGCCGAAGACCAAACUCUGGCCGAACACUCAAUUCCGCCUGACUCCAGGGAGACCGUCGUGGGAACGGACUCAUCUGACAACGACCCAGCCGAAUUGCAAACCAGAGUCUUGGAACCUCAUGAUCCCCAGCGUGAUACGGGGGUGGUCGCCAACACCGAGAACGGAGCACCUGACUCUGGCGGCGAUGGACAAGGGGUCCAGGACGACAGGGCCUUGUCCUCGACAUCAUGGGACGAUCUAAGUGUGGAUGAUUUAUUCUUCUCAUAUGUCAAUCACCCUGUCGACUAG
This is a messenger RNA of Exophiala spinifera, 2139 nucleotides long. RefSeq lists its product as uncharacterized. NCBI's taxonomy places the organism in Eukaryota, Fungi, Ascomycota, Eurotiomycetes, Chaetothyriales, Herpotrichiellaceae. The transcript has a single exon. Bases 1 to 2139 code for a protein of 712 amino acids. The record is from RefSeq and is a predicted model, not a curated record.